CCCGGCCGCCCGAAGUCAGUCGACAGUCCGGUGCGGUGGAAUGUGGUUGUGUUCGCAUUUUGUCCGCGAGCGCCGCGCAUCUUUCAUUCAUCCACCUGUGUGGUAGUGCGCGACGGCUCGAUCGUCGGCGGCGGUGGCAACCUCCUGGUCUUAGCGUCGUCGCCGACAUCGUCCACCGUAGACGACGGUGGUGUCGCUCAGACGGUAUCCCCGCGCGGACGCUCGGUGGACGGAGAAGCUCUCGCUGACGCGACGCGCGCGACGCGACGCGCGUUCCUUCGGACAUCGCAUCCUUAGCACGCGCGAAAUGUCGCGGCGCCGUACGGCGGCGAGCACGGCGCCGACGCGGAGCACGCAGUGAAAAUAUCAUUCCGGCGCGCGAUCAAACGCACCAUGGACCACCACCUCUCCUGCCGGCCACGACGCGCACAAAGGACGGAUAGAAAGCAGUGAGUGAGUGAGUGGAAGCAGCGUAUACGAGAGUGCGGGAGCAAGAUGGCGGAAUCGAACUAUUAUCAGAAACGAUUAUCUCCCUCCGCGAGAUGUGAGUCUCUCGCCGCCGCCGCCGCCGCCGCCGCCGCUGCCUCGACAACGACGACGACGACGACGACGACGACGACAACAACAACAACAACGACGACGAUCCGAACAGUGACCAACGGUGACGCGCGCUUUGAGAGAACAACGAUAGCGUCGUGCGAGCCUCUGUCUAGGCCGUGAAAGUCGUCUCGCGCGCGCGGCCACGGGAACAAUGUCGUUCAUCAGCGUGGGCAGAGCGAAGGGGAAAUCGACGAGCACGAUCAAAUGCGUGCCGUUGGCCAAAGUGUCCAGCUCGAAGUACUUCCGGGCUUGCAUCGCGCCCUGCGCGGGCGAUAACAUCAGGCACCCAGUUCUUUACGAACUGUCCAGCAAGUAUGGAGUGGCCAGCAGCGACCAGGUGCCCUUGCCGGUCCGUCUCGAUGUGCUUCGGGAGCACAUACGCCGAGAAAUACGCAAGGAGCUGAAGAUAAAAGCCGGCGCGGAGAAGCUGAGGGGAGUGGCGACCGAUCGCAAGGCCCUCUCCGACGUAGCGACGAUCGUGAAGAAGUCGAACAGCAAGCUGAACGAGCUCCAGGCCGAGCUGCAGCAGCUCGAGAGUCAAAUUAUACUGACACAGGGCCAGCCCCAAUCGCCGCAGCAGAAUCACUCCAACGGUCAAGACACGCCUCUAUCACCGAUGGGGCCUUCGUCGCCGAGUCAGGAAGGUCUAUUCACGGAUCUUCGUCUUCUGUCCUUGGAGAAGCAGCUCAAUAUCGAACUGAAGGUCAAGCAGGGCGCUGAGAACAUGAUACAGAGCUUGACGAGCGGCCACCGCGACAAGAAGCUGCUGCAGGAGGCUCAACAGAUGCUAGACGACUCCCGCGCCAAAAUCGAGUUCCUACGGAUGCGAAUCAUGAAGGUGCGCCAGGCACGGCAGCAGCAACACGCGCGGGGCGACGCGCCGCCGCCGAACGGCGAGGCAACUAGCAACAAAGAUAGGUAUGAGCCCAGCUUGGAGCUCGCGUUGGAGGAGCGGGUGGAGGAGCUGCGGCAUCGAUUGCGGAUAGAGGCGGCCGUCGUGGAAGGUGCCAAGAACGUGAUACGUCUUCUACAAAGUGCCAAAGUCGCUGAUAAGAAGGCUCUAACUGAGGCUCAGGCAAGCCUCGCGGAAUCCAGUAGAAAAUUGGACUUACUGAGAUUGUCCCUCGAACUCAGAAGGCAGGAGCUACCACCCGACAGCGGCACCGCGGCUCAAUUAAAGAGGGAAUUAGCUAGCGUGCAGUCAGCUAGUCCGGUUCCUGUGACUUACACAUCACUGCAACCGUUCCGCGGCCCCUUGGAAGGUCGAGCUACAGUGCCAGCUUCGGUGUCGAGAUGCGCCGCUGUCACUGGACAACUAGAGGUAAGAUUAAUGGGAUGUCAAGACUUGGCAGAGGAAGUGCCUGGACGUACGAGAAGGGAGCAUCCUGCUAGUCCUGAUCUGCGUAGUUUCGUCAAGGGUGUCACAGGUCGCAGCUCGAGCAAGUCGUAUAGUGUGAAGGACGAAACAAGCAAUGAUAUUAUGGCGGUUAUAAAAUUGGAUAACCAAACAGUAGCACAAACUAGUUGGCGCCCAUGUUCUCAACAGGCUUGGGAUCAAAGGUUUUCUAUCGAGCUCGACAAGUCGAGAGAACUCGAGAUAGGCAUUUACUGGAAGGAUUGGAGGUCUCUUUGUGCGGUGAAAUUUUUACGUUUAGAGGAAUUCAUCGACGACGUUCGUCACGGCAUGGCGCUACAGUUGGAACCGCAAGGCCUCCUGUUCGCGGAGAUCAAAUUCCUGAAUCCUAUGAUUUCGCGCAAGCCCAAGUUGCAGCGCCAACGCAAGAUCUUCAAGCAGCAGGUGAAGAAUUUCCCGAGGGCCAAUCAGAUGAACAUAAACGUCGCGACUUGGGGCAGAUUGCUCAAACGCUCCGCACCUUCGUUACACAAUUCCAGGAAUUCGGAGAGUCCGCCAUCAGGACCACAACCGUUGCAGCUUGUAUUUGAUACCUCAAUAGAAGAUAAGCCUGAAACUCCCGGAGAAGUGCCUGAUCCGGAGAAAGGUGGUCUCGGAGGCGCACGGCCUUUAGGAAUGUCGACGUCGAGCAAUAGUCCAAUUUUGCCGCGUCCACCGGAACACCCGCCGCCCCCGCCGCCAACCGUUACGAAGAAACCAUCUAUACCCGCACCCGCACCACCUCCGAAACUGGAUCAAGAAUUACAGAGUGCAUUAAGGGAGUUUGAUUUUCUGCACAACGAGGAAAAGGGGGGGCCUCAGGGCGCAAAUUUGAGGCCCCUUGUGACAGAGCCUCGGCCUGUGCUGAUUGCACCACCCUCUCCACGCACACCCUCGCCCCAACCUGUGGUCGAGUUUCCUGAGGAUGAGGUUGUAUACGAACUACCAGUGAGGCCUCUACAGUACAGGGACAGUGCCUACGAGUCGAGAAGGCACUCUCAGCUCACUGGCAUGACUUUAGAGAACUUCAGGCUGCUUUCCGUGCUCGGUCGUGGACAUUUCGGCAAAGUGAUAUUAUCUCAAUAUAGAAACACGGGCGAAUACUUCGCUAUCAAGGCUCUGAAGAAGGGUGAUAUUAUAGCUAGAGACGAAGUGGAAUCCUUACUCUCUGAGAAGAGAAUAUUUGAAGUAGCAAACACAACGCGCCAUCCUUUCCUCGUCAACUUGUUCGCGUGCUUUCAAACUGAGGCACACGUGUGUUUCGUGAUGGAAUACGCAGCUGGGGGUGAUCUUAUGAUGCAUAUUCACGCUGACGUCUUCGGAGAGCCGCGCGCGGUGUUCUACUCUGCUUGUGUUGUGUUGGGACUGCAAUAUCUGCACGAAAAUCGCAUUAUUUAUAGAGACCUGAAGCUGGAUAAUCUUCUAUUGGACACGGAAGGUUACGUUAAAAUCGCGGACUUUGGUUUGUGCAAGGAAGGUAUGGGAUACGGAGACAGAACAGGUACUUUCUGCGGUACACCUGAAUUCUUAGCGCCGGAGGUUCUGACGGAAACUUCUUAUACAAGAGCUGUAGACUGGUGGGGUCUCGGAGUCUUGAUAUUCGAAAUGCUCGUCGGAGAGUCUCCCUUCCCAGGCGACGAUGAAGAAGAAGUGUUCGACUCCAUUGUGAAUGACGAGGUCCGGUAUCCACGAUUCCUCUCUCUCGAGGCGAUAGCGAUCAUGAGAAGGUUACUCAGAAAGAAUCCCGACAGAAGGUUAGGUAGCAGCGAAAGAGACGCGGAAGACGUGAAGAAACAAGCGUUCUUCAGACACAUUGCUUGGGACGACUUGCUUCUGAGGCGCGUGAAGCCACCCUUCGUGCCGGUAAUCCACUCUGUAGAGGAUGUCAGCAAUUUUGAUGAAGAAUUCACAUCGGAGAAGCCGCAAUUGACGCCUCCGAAAGAUCCUCGUCCUCUCAGUGAUGUGGAACAAGUCAGUCUUGGACACACUGGCAAGUAAUUUGGAAGGUGCGGAUAAUAGCAGGAUCUUUCACGUGCCUGUUUUAUAUAUGGUUAAUAUACGUAAGUCCUUAAACUUAAUAUUUUUGAUGAUGAAACAUACAUAUAUUGUGUGAUCCUGAAAUGAAAAAUAUAAAAUUUGCGCGAAAGGACGUUUGGUGAUAAAACAGGCAGAGAAAAGUGCGGCACGGCGGCAUUUAUCGUGCAUCGAACAAUGUCGCAUUGCGUAAGAGACACGAGUCUAAUUCCCUUCAAUGAUAUGGCAAUUUGGAAUGGAAUAUGAGGACCCCAAAUUUAAAUCAACUUUAUAUCGAAAUUGUUUGUAUAUUUUGCAGACACAAGACCACUGUGUAGAUGUCCACCGAUGUGUUAUUUUUUUAUAUCUUACACGGGUUAAAUGUUCUACCGAUACCAUUCUUUUUAAGCUACUUUCAACUGCCAAAGUGUAAUACUUUUGAAGACCUUGUAAACAAUUUCAUAUGGUAAAAGUAUUUUUAUGUCGUGAUAAUACCAUUUUGUAUUUUGUGUUUUGAAGCGUAUGUGUAACUCGAUAUAGUUAGAGAAGGUAUCAUGAGCAAAUUAUUUUACCACUGAUAUUACACGCAAGAUCAUUUUCACGAUUUAGGAUAUAUGGUGUGGUCUAAAGGAGAACGGCACGUUUUAAAUAUGUAUAUAAUAUAUAUAAAAAUAUCGCGUAUGGUUUUUUUUUGUGUAGAUAGACUUAUUCUCUCUCUUAAUUCAUAGCAAUCUUUAUUAGGCGAUUAUUUCGUUAACUAGCCUUUUUUUUAUAUAUAUACAUAAUUAUAUAGCGUUAUACUAAAUAUAAAAAAUCUUGGUUAGAGAAAAUAUUCGCUAUAUAUUUAUCGUUAGUUUUAUAAUAAAAAAAAUUAUGUGCCUCGUAUAUUUUGUAGCAUCUACUAAUUAGUACACGAAUAAUGUGGUAGAUGCAGACAGACUCUUGUAAGGAUUAAUUUAUUUAAUGCAGAUAUAUUUGCAGUGGCAGCUUAUUACAUAUCACUUUAAAUAAUUACGCAAUCCUUCGAAGUAUACUCGAAAUUCAUAUUAUAUACGCAUAUAUAAAAAUUACUUUAAAAGAAUA
This is a messenger RNA of Harpegnathos saltator (Jerdon's jumping ant), 5089 nucleotides long. RefSeq names its product serine/threonine-protein kinase N (gene Pkn). The record is from RefSeq and is a predicted model, not a curated record. Gene Ontology annotation, molecular function: ATP binding; small GTPase binding; protein serine/threonine kinase activity. The transcript has 20 exons. Gene Ontology annotation, biological process: protein phosphorylation; signal transduction. NCBI's taxonomy places the organism in Eukaryota, Metazoa, Arthropoda, Insecta, Hymenoptera, Formicidae. Bases 752 to 3991 code for a protein of 1079 amino acids.